AUGUCGAAGCAAUUGCUAAGAACGAGUUUGCGGAGCUUACUGGAUCGUGUGACCCCCGAUGAGGUCGCAAGGCAAUCUGUCGUUGUAACUGAAACUUUAAAACAAUUGGUUCUUCAAAAGAGUAAAGACAUGGGGAGACCUUUGAAUGUGGGCUGUUAUAUGGGAAUGGACCAUCAGGCUGAAGUGCAGACGUUAGAUCUGUUGAAAUGGUUGUUUGGUUGUACUGAGGCUAUCUCUCAAGUGUAUUUGCCAAGGUGCACAACAACAAGUGUCACAGGUCAAGUCAGUUUAAGACCAGAUCGGUCGAACCAUCCUCAUUUGGUUUUUCUACAAGUUUCGAAUUGGUCGGAUAUAGUGGCUAUGAAGCCUGCAGGGAAAUAUAAGUUACGGGAACCACCAAUGCCACCGAUGACUCAAUCUAGCUCAUUGAUUCCACCACAUAUGGAUUUGAUGGUAGUACCUGGCGUUGGUUUUGCUCCUGAUACAGGUGCAAGGAUCGGAUGGGGUGCUGGUUACUAUGAUGAUUUUUUUCAAAGAUAUCUACUGCGCCAUCCUCAUCUGCCUUAUCUUGUCGGGGUCUGUUUAAAAGAACAAAUAACUAAUGAUAUUCAUUGUGAGCCUCAUGAUCAACAAAUGGAUUGUCUUGUUGUAGGUGAUGGAUCACUAACACCUUUUAAUGUUGUUGAGUAA
Messenger RNA from Maudiozyma barnettii, 690 nucleotides. RefSeq names its product 5-formyltetrahydrofolate cyclo-ligase (gene FAU1). Gene Ontology annotation, cellular component: mitochondrion. The coding region runs from base 1 to 690 and encodes 229 amino acids. The transcript has a single exon. Gene Ontology annotation, molecular function: 5-formyltetrahydrofolate cyclo-ligase activity. Lineage: Eukaryota; Fungi; Ascomycota; Saccharomycetes; Saccharomycetales; Saccharomycetaceae. Gene Ontology annotation, biological process: folic acid-containing compound biosynthetic process; tetrahydrofolate interconversion. The record is from RefSeq and is a predicted model, not a curated record.